UUAAUGAAUUAGAUGUGAAAACAUGCAUGAGGUAAAAAUGUGAAAUAUCGCACGAACUAAAAAAUUGCAACGAGUAGUACAACCGAGAAGUUUACUCGUUCGUUUAUUCGCUGUGUUAAUUCUGUUCGUGUGCGAUGUGAUAAACGACACUUGAUAUUUAGAUGUUCUCUAGCGAGGUUCGUGGAAAGUAAAGUCGGGCUAAAAUUUUCAGGAACAAUUUAAGAUAUAAUAUUGUGAUUGUCAGAGUUGAAUUGAAAUUGGAUUGAAAAAAUAUAUAUAUCUGUGACGAAAAAUGCAAAACUGCAGUGCAUUUAACAACCCCACGGAGAAAAACAAUAUCUAAAAUAAUAUAUAAAAGUGAAACUUUUACAAAGACCAUCCUUAACGUGAAUUACUGUUUGUUAACGGGGUGCGUCUAAAAAUCAAAAAUCAAAGAAAUGAACAUUAAAAAUCCAGAGGCUUUGAAGAGUUGGCUGAUCAUAGUGUUGGAGCCAUUAUGUGACGCGGACUCCUCAGCACUUGCACGUUACGUUUUGGCUCUACUUAAGAAAGACAAGCCAGAGAGUGAACUCGUCGCUUUGAUGAUAGAGCAACUUGAUGUCUUUUUGGGUGAAGAAACUACUACUUUUGUUGAUAAACUAUUUGUUGCCAUAAACACAGAAGAAUACCUGAAGCGUACUGCAGAAGCUACCAUCAAAUCUGAAGAUAUGUAUUCCUUUACAUCAUCAUCAGAUCCGAGGCAUAAAGCUGAUGUUAAGCGUCUCGAUGAUAAAAAGUCUGAUUUACCUUCUUGCAGUGAUGCUUAUAAUUUAAUUGAUAGUGAUUCGGUCAAAACCAAAGAUAGUCCUAAUGGCGGACCUAAAUCAAAUGAUGCCAGGGAUAUUAAAAUUGAACCAGCAGCAACUAGCUCAUCUGCAUCCGUCGCUGUAAGCUCACCUGCCAAAGUUGUUACCGAUAAGGAGAAUCUACCACGUGAAGGUCGUCGUAGGCGACUAUCAUGUCGUUCACGCUCUAAUUCGCGUUCACGUUCUCGUACCCGUACGCGUUCUCCACGCAGUCGUUCACGUUCUCGUUCUGUAGAGCGUCCACGUCGUUCACGUUCUCGUGAAAGACGCGCUAGUGAACGUGAGAAACCAAGGCAGGUUCGGAAAUCACCACCACCACCAACAACAGAUUCUCGUUAUAGCAGCUCUCACGAUCGUCGUCGCGGUGAUCAACGUAGACGUGGUACAGAUGAUAGAUCACCACGCUUUAGUGGUGCUACUAGUGUUGAAAGCAGUCGCAAACCCCGAGUUGCUCGUACGGUUUCUCGAAGUAAAUCCAAUUCAUCCGAACGCGGCAGAAAUAAAAUUUCUCCAUCACGCUCCUCGCGUAAUACCCCCGAACGUCAUCCACAUCCUCAUCCCCAUCCACAUCCACAUCCAGAGCACGAUAAUGUUAAGCGUCAACGCUGUCGUGAUUUUGAUGAAAAGGGCUAUUGCGUUCGUGGUGAAACUUGUCCCUGGGAUCAUGGUGUUAAUCCAGUGGUCUUUGAAAACAUAAAUAAUACCGCUUUAAUCAGCAUGUCGUUACGUGAAUAUAACCCAGAUUCACCUGAUUUAUGGACACGUCCAAAUCCAAAUAAUCCUUUGGUGGGUGGUACAGGUGCCAUUAUGGCUGGCGGUCCUGGUGAUAUGAAUGCAGCUAACAUAAACCCAUUUACAGGCGUCCCCAGGCCUGGUGUAGUGAUGGCUGGACCAGUUGUACCAAAUGGUGUCGCACCUAUUGGUGAUUAUCCACGCCCUGGUGUUAGCGGCACAGUAGGUUUUCGUGGUAUUAUGCCGUUUCCAUUCAAUCAAUCUAUGUCUGCACCAUUACAGCGGGAAUUGAUUCCCAUACCUGUUGUCGAUGCCAAUGUAGAAUCGAAUGCAAGCGAGGGAGGUAGCAAUACGCAUCACGGCAAACGUCGUCAUGAAGGAGACGAUAACAAUACUGAUGGACCUACACUACGUAAAAUGCCUGUUAAUGCACGUCUUGGACCACGUGUUCCACAUAUUCAAAGUAACUCUUCUCUUGAAUUACGCAAAGUUCCACGUGGUCUCAACACCAUAACCCACCUUAAUAAUCACUUUAGCAAGUUUGGUAAGAUAGUCAAUAUACAGGUUUCUUAUGAUGGUGAUCCAGAAGCAGCAAUAGUUACAUUUAAUGCACAUGCUGAAGCCAAUGUGGCCUACCGCAGUACGGAGGCAGUGCUUAAUAAUCGCUUCAUUAAAGUUUUUUGGCACAAUCCGGAUGCUAGUGCCCAUAGCACAGCAACUGAAUCAACUGAUCAACGUCGUAAAAGUCAAUAUCACUUAAACAAUGUUACAGCCGCAUCUAAGCAAGCAGCUGAUGCAAACAAGUCAUCAGUCUCAGCUACUGUUACUAGUCAAUCUUCAGCCAAAAGUAGUACCGCUGCUAAUGCAGGUGAGCCGACAACUUCGGCUAAUGCAACUACUGUUGCUAUGACACCAAUACGUGCAAAAAGCGCUAUACCACGUACCAUAUCUCCAGCCAUUGCUAGUGCAUUGUUGCGUAAAAAACAAGAAGAACAACAUAAGGCCGCUGUACAAUUGGCAAACGGUUUGCGAAAACGUAAACAAGAAUUAAUGCAAAGCUAUGUCAAGCAAAUGAAGCAGGCACUCGAUUUAGUUGAACGUUGCGAACCUAAUGAUCCUCAACGCCAGCGUACUCUUGAUACAGUCAAGGUAUUACAGGAUUCUAUUGAUAAGUUACGUAAAGAGAUUAGCGUUGAUGCAGAACAGAUGCAAGCUCAACUACUUAACCAUAACCUCAAUCACAACCAUACCCACAAUCAUAAUCAUACCCUUAGCCAUAGCCAUAGCCACAGUCAUCACAGCAACCACAGUCAUAGCCACAACCAACAACAACAACAACAGGUAACUCCACAGACUACCGCUGCAAUAAUCAAAAAGACCAAAGAGCAACAAAAGAAAGAAUUACUUGAUAUCGAAUUGGAGUUAUUUGCCCAACAGCAAGAGGGCAAUGAUACUACAGCCAUACAGAAACGUAUUGAAGAGCUUCAACGUAGUUUGGGUAUCUCCGCAAAUGGUGUGGGCCCAUCGGGCCAUCCACAUCCGAGCACAAGUGGCAAAGGUAUGCAUUAUGCUAGCAAUCGUCCAAAUCGUGCACGAUCCAUGUACGCAGAUGUUUCUACACGUGUUGAUCGUCGUCCAAAGACAAUCGUUAUUACUGGAUUUACUGCAGAAGAGGCUGAUUUUGUACUUGGACACUUUAAGCAUUUUGGUGAAGUUCUGAAGCACGAUAUGGACAAGAAAAUACCGCAAUUGAUUAUUACGUAUGCAACACGCAUACAUGCUGAAUAUGCUAUUGUUCAUGGCAAAGUAUUUAAGGAUAAACGUUUGCAUAUUAUCUGGGCACCAGUAGUUACUACUACCCCAGCAAAACCAACCGCCACUAUAACUGCUCCUCCAGCUGUAACAAGUAGCUCAAUUGAAAAAGAAACUUCACGUAGUAAUGAUAUAGAAGUUAUCACAGAGUCUUUGGCUUCAGAUAAGAGUGAGAAGGCUUCUAGCGAUAGCGAGGAUAGGCCUUUAAGUACUUUACCUGAAUUGCGGUUAGAAGAUGAAGAAGAAGACGAAGAUGCUGAAGAUCGGUCUUGGCGCCGUUAAUUAUCAAAAUUAAAAUUUUUUUUUUUUUUAGAAUAUUCUUUACUUUUAAUUUUUUUUUCAAAUACUUUCAAA
Molecule: messenger RNA, 3743 nt
Organism: Teleopsis dalmanni
Lineage: Eukaryota; Metazoa; Arthropoda; Insecta; Diptera; Diopsidae
Gene: swm
Product: zinc finger protein swm
Exons: 6
Coding region: 438-3671 (1077 amino acids)
Biological process (GO): mRNA processing
Cellular component (GO): nucleus
Molecular function (GO): RNA binding; metal ion binding
Source: RefSeq, a predicted model, not a curated record